Molecule: messenger RNA, 1665 nt
Organism: Momordica charantia (bitter melon)
Lineage: Eukaryota; Viridiplantae; Streptophyta; Magnoliopsida; Cucurbitales; Cucurbitaceae
Product: RING/U-box superfamily protein
Biological process (GO): ubiquitin-dependent protein catabolic process
Molecular function (GO): ubiquitin protein ligase activity
Source: RefSeq, a predicted model, not a curated record
CGGGAACCUUCUUCACUCCUUCCUCUCCUCCUUUUUCUCUCACUAAUUUUUUUAGAGAGAGAGAAUGAUUGAGGAAAUCGCAUUGUACGUUUUACUACUCCCACCUUCAAUGGCGGGGACCCGCUUUUGUCUCUUACCUUCAUCACUCCCCAUUUAUACUUUAUCCUUAUUUUAAUUUCCAUUUCAGAAGUUUUUCUCCAUUUUGUUCUUCACUUCUUUGUGUUCCCCGUUUUUAUGUUUCUGGGUUUCUUAUUGAUUUGCCGGAAAUGGGAGAUUUCGCCGAUUCUGAGCGGUAAUCGUUGCCGGGUUUGUUUUCUCUGUUUCUGGUUUAAAUUUUGAUGAAACUGAGAAACUGUAUUGAUUUUGAGUUGAAAUCGGAGUGGGUUUGGGACAUUUUUGCGAGUUCUCUCUGUUUCUUCUCUCUCUCUGUGUUCUUCGUCGUUUUUCUGCUACUGGUUUCUGAUUCAUGAACCGAGAAACUCCAUCGAUUCUGAAUUGAAAUCGGUUUGGGUUUCGGAAUUUUAGCAAGUUUUUUCUCUCUAUUCUUAUUCGUCUUCCUCACUUUUCUGUAACUGGGCUUCUGAUUUUGAGUCGAAAUCGUCAUGGGUUUUGAGUAUUAAUUGGAGCAAGUUUUUCCCAUUUCUCUCUCUGAUCUUCAUUUUUCUCACUUUUCUAUAACUGGGUUCUGAUUCUUUUUCUGAAACUGGGAAACUCGAUGAAUUUUGAGUUGAAAUCUUCGUGGGUUUGAUUCUCAAUUCCAGAAAGUUCUCACCAUUUCCCUCUCUGUUCUUCCAUUAAUCUGCCGAAACUGGAAAGUUUUGCCCAUUUUCCGCUCUAAUCUUCUUCAUCUUCCUCACUUUUCCGCAACUCGGUUCGAAUUAAAUCAUCCAAACCCAAGCAAUUUCGUUGAUUUGUUUCCUCCGAUCAAUGGCGGGAAUGUUGCCGGGAGUCGAAUGCGCGAGAAGGCGGCGGUUCCACCAGAGCAUAACCUCGUCGGACUCGCCGUCCACGGCGGCGAAACUGGGAUCCACCAGAAGGCCCUCCUUCUGUUUGUACACCAGCAACCGCGAUUUCCACCUCACUUCAUCUUCUACACAGCAACGGAGCUGGUCGAAUCAAGCUUUCCAGAACGAUAAACUGGGUGAAAUUGCGAGAGAAGCCAAAGAGAGGUUGGAUGAGAGGUUGAAGACACGCAGAAGACCAGAGACUGAAACUGUAAGGAAGAGUAGGAGUAAGAGGGAAGAAGAAGUAAGGUCAAAAGGGUCAGAAAAGGAAGGGGAAAUGACAAAAGGCAAAGAAGAAGAGAGAAAGAAGAAGUUGAUGAGUUGGGGAAAGUGGAAGGCGUGGGAGCAAAAGGAGUGCGCCGUUUGCCUAGAAGGGUUCAGGGGUGGCGAGCCGGUGGUCCAUCUGCCAUGCGCCCACAAGUUCCAUUCCUCCUGCCUCGUCCCUUGGCUCCAAACCAACUCCCAUUGCCCUUCUUGCAGAUUCCCCAUUUCCGCUCCUUAAUAUUUAUUUCACUCUUUUUUUUCCCUUCUUUAGUUUUAGUUUUAGUAAUCUCUUUGUUUUAUUUCGGUCUUUUUUUGUAUCUAAACUUUUGAGUAUUUUACCACGGUCGAAUUUUAAUACUUCUUCUUGAUUGGUUACGUAAGUAUUUUCUAUUGACUA